Messenger RNA from Hydra vulgaris (swiftwater hydra), 983 nucleotides. RefSeq names its product small heat shock protein OV25-1. The record is from RefSeq and is a predicted model, not a curated record. Lineage: Eukaryota; Metazoa; Cnidaria; Hydrozoa; Anthoathecata; Hydridae.
UAAUGAUAUUUGUUUUGACAGUUUUUGUUUUUAGAAAGAAAAAUGUCUUUGUGGCAUGUGCCUGUUCAUGAAUAUGUUCCAAUUGAUCCAUUUUUGGAGGAGGUGAUGGACAUAACUUUUCCGCCUUUGAGAUACUUUCCUUUGUUUAAUGAAAAUUCUACUGCUAGAGGGGUAGGUCAAGGGUAUGAUCGGUUAUACAAAGACUUAGUUGGGCAUCCCCCAUAUGGAUUUCAUUCAAAACAAAAGGCUACUAAAAAAGACAGUUUUGUUAUCAAUCUUGAUGUCAAGCAUUAUAAACCAGAAGAAGUUGCUUUAAAAGUAGAAGGACAAGUUCUUGAAAUAAUUGGUAAACACCGUAAUGAAGGCGAAAAUGGAUUUGAAUGUAGUGAGUUUCACAGAAAAUACACUAUUCCAGAUGACGUAGAUCCUACGACUCUUUCUUCAAACAUUAGUCAAGAUGGUAUUUUGCAUAUUGAAGCUCCUAAAAAGCUUCCUAUAGCAUCUGAUUCUGCAGAAUCAAGUGAGUCUUUUAAAUGUACUUUAGAUGUACAAGGUUUUAAGCCAGAUGAAAUUUCAAUUCAAGUUAAAGGUAGAGGUUUAGUUGUACAUGGUGAAACAAAAACUGAAAACAGUGGUGAGCAUGGUUUAAGUUUCCACCACAAGCAAUUUACUCGAAACAUAUCUUUACCAGAUGAUGUUGAUCCAACUCACUUAAGUUCUCGCUAUACUAAAGACUGUAAGUUAACUAUUGAAGCUCCACGAAGUCUUCCUCAGGCUCCCCUCAAACUUGAAAUCAAAAUGGAAGAAUAGAUCUGAACUAAAGGUUGAAUUAUACUUUUAACUGUUAAAUUUUUGAGUUAAACUGCAAAAUUAGAAAAAUAAUAAAAUUUAAAAAAUAUGUAAUGUAAUAUAAAAAUGAUUAAAAGUUAUGUUUAUAAAAUUUAUGUACUAUUUGAUAUGCUUAUGAUAAAGCGUUUGAUCGA